AUGCUUUGUUUUUUAGAAUUAAGUCAAUAUCAAUCAGAGAUGGGCAGUGCUGGAUCGAAACGUCGAGCAGAACGUGACGAACAUGGUCUGAUACAAACUUUAGACGAUCAUGAAAGUGGAAUUAAUUGUAUGGCACUAAGUAGUGAUAGUACAGUACUUGCUACAGGUUCUGAUGAUCAUAGUAUACGAUUAUGGAGUACGAGAGCAACACCUAUCGAAUGUCUUAGUGUACUUUCUGGUCAUACGGAUUAUAUAACAUAUAUUGUUAUGCAUAAAAAUUAUUUGAUUAGUGCAAGCGCCGAUCAAACAAUGAGAAAAUGGGACAUGACUACUGGACAAUGCAUUUUUGUUUGUACCGGUCACACAUCGUUAGUUUAUCGAAUUGUUUGCAUUGGAGACUUUCUUCUUUCAACAUCAUAUGAUCGAACAGCACGUUGUUGGGAUUUCUAUACGGGCGAUUGUAUACGUGUAUUUGUUGGUCAUUCUCAUGGUAUAUUACCAAUAUUAUUUAUUUCCUCGAAUCAGGAUACUACGGAAAAUGAUUUUGAAAAUGAAAUGGAUAUUUAUACCAAAGAUAUUCUUAUAACAGGCUCACAAGAUACAACCGCUAAAACAUGGUCGUUUGAAACUGGUGAAUGUUUAAAAACAUUCGAAGGUCACAUUGGAGCAAUACUUUGUUUGGCAACGGAUCCGUCCGGAAAAAUUUUAUUCACUGGUUCAGGCGACGGAACUAUUCGAGUUUGGAGUAUUCAUCGUGGAACUGAAUUACGUAUUUAUGAUCAACAUCAAGCAGCCAUUAUUGACAUUCUCGUUACUAAUAAAUUACUGUAUUCAAUUAGUGCUGAUCAUACAGCACGUUGCUGGGUUAUUGAUGUUGGUGAUUGCACAAGAAUUUACAAAGGACAUCAUCAUUCAGUUUCAUGCAUUCUAGUCGAACAUGGUCUUGUUUUUACUGGCUGUGGUGAUGCUAUCGUACGAUGUUUUGAAGCACGUUCAGGUGUCAUUAAACGAUCUUUUAAAUCCCACGCACUUGCUAUCAAUUGUAUACAGAUCGUUGAUAAUCGACUAUUUAGUGGAUCUGUUGAUGGUUCAUUAAAAGUAUGGGAUAUAAGUGAUCUUAAAGGAGAAACUAGUCAAAAUCUUAAACCAAUAGUUAAAUCAAAAAUAGCAACAACAACAACAACAACAACAGCUACUAUUCGAGCUAAUAAAGAUAACCGAUCAGAUAUUCAAUCACGUAUCGAUGAUCGUGAAUAUCGUGAACGACGUGCGUUGGAUAUGGUGUGA
Messenger RNA from Rotaria socialis, 1287 nucleotides. Lineage: Eukaryota; Metazoa; Rotifera; Eurotatoria; Philodinida; Philodinidae. The record is from the annotation of a GenBank genome assembly.